Molecule: messenger RNA, 1368 nt
Organism: Ooceraea biroi (clonal raider ant)
Lineage: Eukaryota; Metazoa; Arthropoda; Insecta; Hymenoptera; Formicidae
Gene: Ada
Product: adenosine deaminase-like protein
Biological process (GO): adenosine catabolic process; inosine biosynthetic process
Molecular function (GO): adenosine deaminase activity
Source: RefSeq, a predicted model, not a curated record
CUAUACCGCAGAUAUAUAGGGCUGUAGCAUUAUUGAUCGAUUAUGUUAUGUUCGAUUAGAGAAUUUUCCAAGUAGUUUGGCCGAAACAAAGUUUUCAUUUUCGAAUAUUCCAGAUAAGAUAUUAAGUAUUUUCCACGAUGAGCGAGUGAGAUGAAAGAAAAAUCAACAUUUGAAAAGGAUUACUAAUUGCCAAGCAGGUGUCUCUUUUUGCUCGACGUAGCCAUCAUUUGUACUUGUUUUGAUUUGCUCGCAAUGGACGCGCAGGAUUUCUGUCGCGGAUUACCCAAAGUGGAACUCCAUGCACACUUGAACGGUUCAUUAAGUAUGAAUACUCUGCAGACGUUAUAUGGGAUGCAACAGCGUUCCGACAUUGCCACACGCAAGCAAGUUUUCAUGGACAAUACCGACUUUUCAUCCUUAAGCGAAUGCUUCAAGGUAUUUGACAUAGCACACGCGUUAACGGUUACGCCACAAGCUGUGUUUGUUGCUACCUGCGACGUGAUAAAGGAAUUUCACGAGGACAACGUGAUUUAUUUAGAACUGAGGAGCACACCUCGCGCUGUAAAGGAGUCAAUGACAAAAACGGAGUAUCUUGAAGCAAUAAUGAAAGCCUUCGAGACAUCCAAAUCACGGUAUCCGCACAUAACUGUAAAACUGUUGGUAUCAAUUAACCGGAAACAAGGCUACGAGUCUGCAAAGGAAAAUAUAAACCUUGCGAUACAAUUUACGAAGCGGUACCCGGAAUACGUAGUCGGCAUCGAUCUGAGUGGCGAUCCAAUGGCGGGAGAUUCAUUUUUGGAGCUGUUGGAGACGUCUAGGAAAGCGGGCCUCAAAAUUGCGGCGCACUGCGCGGAGGUACCAAAUGAAAUGGAGACGAUCGAUAUAUUAAAAUUUAAACCCGACCGAUUGGGACACUGUACUUGCAUUCACCCCAGCUUGCAAGGUUCCAAGCAGCUGUUCGACAUGCUACUAAAGUCGAGAAUUCCAGUCGAGUUGUGUUUGACGUCAAACGUCAAGUGUAAGACGAUAUCGUCUUACGCGUCACAUCACUUUAAGUACUUGCAUCAAGCUGGGCAUCCCAUAACCAUCGGAACUGACGAUAAAGGCGUUUUUAACACGUGCUUGUCAAAAGAAUACGAGUUGUUGAGUUCAGUGUUCAAUGUCGCGAGAAAACAGCUCAAGGAAUUGUCCCUAUUAUCGGUACAAUACAGUUUCGCGAGUGCAGAAGAGAAGAAAAGUUUGUCAUCGGUUAUCGAGACUUUUGAGACUGAUGUCUAAUAUAUUUCAUAAUAAUAUUUAUAAAAUGACGAGACGAGGUAAUAUUGAAACAAAGAGGUUCUUGUAAUAAAGUGUAAGAAAGAACAAAAA